Yamadazyma jaroonii is the source of this 579-nucleotide messenger RNA. NCBI's taxonomy places the organism in Eukaryota, Fungi, Ascomycota, Pichiomycetes, Serinales, Debaryomycetaceae. The record is from the annotation of a GenBank genome assembly.
AUGAUUACCUUAACUCAAGAAGAAAUGGAUGCCAUUAAUUAUGACGCCAGAGAAGGUGACGUAGAAAACUUGAAAGAAAUAUUCACCGAAAUAAGUCCCAAAUUAUUACUUGAAAUCAAAGAUGACAAUACUUUAAGUACACCAAUUCAUAUGGCAGCAGGAAAUGGUCAUGUUGAAACCUUAGAAUAUUUAUUAUCAAUUUUGGAUAAGAAAGAAGCAGAAGAAUUGGUUAACAGAAAGAACGAAUCAGGAAACACAGCUUUACAUUGGGCAGCCUUUAAUGGACAUUUACCUGUGAUUGAAUUAUUAGUCGAAAAGUUCAAUGCUGAUAUCUUCCUUAAGAAUGAAAAUGGUCACGAUGCAAUGUUCGAAGCAGAAAAUAACGGUAAAGAAGAAAUCGAACAAUGGUUUGUCAAGAAGUUUUCAGUUGAAGAAGAUUUCAAAUUCGAAGAAAAUGAACAAGAAUCAAAAAUCACUUAUACUCCAGGUAAAGAGACCAAAGAAGCAGACGAAAGAGCAAGAUUGGCCCAAGAAGCCAGUGACCUUGAGAAGAAGACGGAGAAAUUAUCUGUUGAAUAG